Molecule: messenger RNA, 249 nt
Organism: Perkinsus marinus ATCC 50983
Lineage: Eukaryota; Perkinsozoa; Perkinsida; Perkinsidae
Exons: 2
Coding region: 1-249 (82 amino acids)
Source: RefSeq, a predicted model, not a curated record
AUGGCCAACCUACCCGAGGCCAUGAGUUCCUCAGCGACCAUGCUUGAGCACGGUGUGUCACAUGAGACUACUCUAGCUCGGGAGGUUAUGAUUGCCAUGAUUGAAGGAUGUGGUGGAGGUGCUAUGCUUGCUAUGAUUGCCGAGACAGCUCUACCCGAAGCUAGUCAUGCAAGCAGUGUUACGGGUUUAGUGGGGACGAGUGCGGUAGCUGGUUUUCUCAGCACGCUCUUCGUUAAGUCCCUCGCGUGA